Molecule: messenger RNA, 601 nt
Organism: Canis lupus familiaris (dog)
Lineage: Eukaryota; Metazoa; Chordata; Mammalia; Carnivora; Canidae
Gene: TOMM20L
Product: translocase of outer mitochondrial membrane 20 like
Exons: 5
Coding region: 1-459 (152 amino acids)
Biological process (GO): tRNA import into mitochondrion; protein targeting; protein import into mitochondrial matrix
Cellular component (GO): mitochondrial outer membrane translocase complex; mitochondrial outer membrane
Molecular function (GO): transmembrane protein transporter activity
Source: RefSeq, a predicted model, not a curated record
AUGCCCCGCGUCCGCGCCGUCCUCGGCCUCCUGGCGGCCCUGGCGGCCUGCGGCGCCGUCGCUUUCCUCGCCUACUGCGUUCACUCGGACCGGAAGCGGCGCGGCGACCCCGCGCUCAGGCGCCGCCUGCGGGCCAAGAGAGCAGCCCAGCGGCGGCCGGCGGAGGCACGGGGCGCCCAGUUGUGGGAUCCAGCAAAGAAUGAAAAAUUGCAAGAACUUUUUCUGCAAGAGGUACAAAUGGGAGAACUUUGGUUAUCCAGAGGAGAACAUCGAUUGGGAGUUGAACAUCUCAGCAAUGCCCUUUUAGUGUGUCGACAACCACAGGAACUUCUGAAGGUUUUCAAACACACACUCCCUCCUCAGGUAUUUGAGAUGCUGUUGCGCAAAAUUCCCCUUAUUUGCCAGCAAUUUGAGGCAGACAUGAAUGAACAGGAAUACUUGGAGGAUGAUCGUGAUUGAAAAACAUUUCAACGUAUCCACAGUCCAGUCAGAAUACUAUGGUACUAUAUAUAGUAUAAACAACUGCUCAGUGAUAUUUCCAUUUAUUUUACUUUUAGUAAUAAAAAUUUUUUUUGAUCUCAUACAUGAUUGAACACAUAUU